GUCGGGGAGAAAAUGGAGGCUCAUUUCAGCAUAUUUACCCGGGCCCUCCGUCAAAAGUGAAUUUUACCCGCUUAUCCUACGUGUACCACAGCCGAAAAGCGUACACAAAGCUGCCGAAAAAAACAAACCCCCAAUCGUUGGAUGGGAUUUACUCUCGAAUCCGAAAACUGUCCAUGCCGCUUCUAUCACAUGGCACACACUGGCAGCAGCAUCAUGGCCUGGGGCCGCAGCGCCCUCGUGACCCUCCCGCCUUUCUUGGAAUGAGGUGGCGGAACAUGAAGCCCUGAACGACGCACCGUGGGACACUUGUAGAACCGCCACCUUCUUCACCUCUACCCCCACCUUGACAGCAGGCGCCAACAGAAACCACAGGGCAGACACAGCCAAGCCAACGUAUGGGAGACAUAACUCAUGCCGACACAGAGGACGAUUCCCAGUUUCUUUGGAAAAUCUCCACCUCAGAUCUGUCCUGCUGAGUGCUGUUAUCUAUUUGGGUCAGCCAAUUCUAGAAGGAUCUCUGAAAAAGAGAAGGGGGAGUGAACUUCAGUUUGUAUGUGUGUGUAUGGUUGUGUGUGAGAGUGGGUGCGUUGUACAGUGAGUGAAUGAGCGUGUGUGUGUCUGCUUAGAGUAGACAUCAAACACACGGGUGCCGACUCACAUUGGCGCCAAAAGCAUGAGGCCCAAGACAUUCCCUGCUGCCCCGUAUGUGGGCAACACGCGCCAGCGGCUUCAGGAGAUCAAGGAGGGACUCAAGCAGCCUGCCAAGCUGGUUAGCCAGGCGCUCCAUGGGGGCAGCUCACGAAGCGAAGGGGGCAGAGGGGCUGACUGCAAGGGGGGCAAGGACACGGCCAGCCGACAGCAGCAGCUCCGGCCACCCCAGAAGUUCACCAACUACCAGAAUGCGCUGCGGGAGAUCCGUAAAUCCCUCAUGCCCUUCGCUAAUGAGUCAGGCUCUUCCUCGGGGUCAGGCCACCCCGCAGGGGCUGGUGAUGUCAACCGACAGAUGCUGCAGGAACUGGUCAAUGCAGGCUGUGACCAGGAGAUGGCAGUGCGGGCCUUGAAGCAGACAGGAAGUAGGAACAUUGAAGCAGCCUUGGAGUACAUCAGUAAGAUGGGUUACCUGGAUCCCCGCAACGAGCUCAUCGUACGCGUCAUCAAACAGACCUCACCAGGAAAAGGCAGCAUGCCAAACUCAAUGGACCACAGACCCCCACUAGACGCCUCAGGGGAGGCAGGUGCCAUGCCUCCAUACCACCAGAUGGGGGCUUCCAUGUAUGAGGGUGCAGCAGCAUAUGGCCCUGAAGGAGAGAUAGCCAGGCCCUAUAUGAGUGCGCCACCUGUUAUGAACUACAUGAUGCCCCCCUCUAGUGGAGCACAGGGCCCUACCGUGGGCAACCCAAUGGGUCGCCCCCCAAGUAUGGGUGCCUACCCUCCAGCUAUUGCCACUCAGAGCAACCCAGGUAACACCAUGUAUCCCCCAGGGGCUCAACAAAAAGCCUAUCCUGGCAGCAUGGAGCAGCACGGACCAAUGAUGAGCUACAAUGUUCCCGGUCAGCCUCUUCAGCUCCAGCCUCAGCCACCGGGAGGCCCCAUGCCAGGCUCCCAUUAUGACUACAGCCAUGCCAGGCCUCACAUGAUGGAGCCCACAGGCUAUGGAGUCAAGAGGAGUGCCUCCUUCCAGAAUAAGAUGGCACCUCCUCCAAUGGCAUCACAGGACAACUAUGUCAACAUGCAGGGGAAAGGGGCCAUGGGUCAAAGUGGGCCUGGGCCUGGGGCUGGGGGAACAGGAGGGUACCCCACAAACCUAUACCUGCCACCCCAUUCCCAUCCCCGCCAGGCCAGCCCAAUUUCUCACCAGGUCCACAUGAUGUCCCGCUCCCCUGGCGGAGCUGCCACCGGCAUGGGUCCCGACUUUCCUGACCUUCCCCAGGGUCUAAUGACGCCCUCAAGAGCCAGCCUCAACCUGGACCUGUAUGAGCACCACUGGGCAGGGCCGCCAGGCCCAGAAGGGGGGCCCCCUACAGCCAGGCAACCCCAACCCCAGGGUCCAUUCAGGGGAGAGGUACGUGUCCCAAGCAGAACCAAUUCCUUCAACAACCGCUCGGCUGGUCCCAACAAUGUACGGCCUGCUAUGGCUGCUCCCUCUACAGCUGGCAAACAGGAGGCUUCCAUGGGACCCCCAAACACCAUCACGGCUGUGACAUCCCCUCCCAUCCAGCAGCCAGUGAAGAGCAUCAGGGUGAUGAGACCUGAGCCCAAGACUGCUGUGGGACCAUGCCACCCUGGCUGGAUGGCUUCUCAGGCCCAGGAUACAGCUGAGCCUCUCCCCUACAUGCCAGAGGAGGCUUACGCCCUGGAACCUGCUCAGGAGCUACGCUGCCCUCCGCCUCCAUACCCCAAAACCCUGCUCAUGCCCGGUGCAGCAGGUGAGCCAGGGACUCUUGAAGGGGGUGGAGCAAAGUGUGGAGCCCAGGACCUCAGCAGCCCAGCUGCCAGAGCCACACACGGCAGCAGUGGAGGAAGCGGAAAGGGGGAGGAGAGUCAGCAGGUAAAAGAAAAGACGAAGACUGUCAAGGGAGAGAAGCCUGUGAAGGACAAGAAACAGAUCCAGACGUCACCCGUCCCAGUGAGGAAGAACGGGCGUGAUGAGGAGAAGAGAGAGUCCCGCAUUAAAAGCUACUCACCCUUCGCCUUCAAGUUCUACAUGGAACAACACAUAGAGAAUGUGAUGAAGACCUACCAACAGAAACUGAAUCGCAGACUGCAGCUGGAACAGGAGAUGUCCAAGGCCGGCCUAUCAGAAGCGGAGCAGGAACAAAUGAGGAAGAUGCUCAACCAGAAAGAGUCAAACUACAACAGGCUGCGCCGCGCCAAAAUGGACAAGUCCAUGUUCGUCAAGAUCAAGACACUGGGCAUUGGCGCCUUCGGUGAGGUGUGCCUGACACGUAAGGUUGACACUGGCGCCCUCUACGCUAUGAAGACUCUGCGCAAGAAGGAUGUCCUCAACCGCAACCAGGUGGCUCAUGUGAAGGCAGAGCGUGACAUCCUGGCAGAGGCCGACAAUGAGUGGGUGGUGCGCCUCUACUACUCUUUCCAGGACCGUGACAGCCUCUACUUUGUCAUGGACUACAUCCCCGGGGGAGACAUGAUGAGCCUGCUGAUCCGUAUGGGAGUCUUCCCCGAGUUGCUGGCCCGCUUCUAUGUGGCAGAGCUGACACUGGCCAUCGAGAGCGUCCACAAAAUGGGGUUCAUCCAUCGUGACAUCAAGCCGGACAACAUCUUAAUUGACCUGGAUGGGCACAUCAAGCUGACAGACUUUGGCCUGUGCACGGGGUUCCGCUGGACGCACAACUCCAAGUACUACCAGAAAGGGAGUCAUGUCAGACAGGAUAGCAUGGAACCCAGUGACUUCUGGGAUGAUGUGUCCAACUGCCGUUGUGGUGAUCGUCUGAUGACCCUGGAACAGCGCGCCAUGAGACAGCACCAGCGCUGCCUGGCUCAUUCACUGGUUGGCACACCCAACUACAUAGCCCCUGAGGUGCUGCUUCGCAAAGGUUACACCCAGUUAUGUGACUGGUGGAGCGUGGGAGUGAUUCUCUUUGAGAUGCUGGUGGGACAGCCACCCUUCCUGGCCCCCACCCCAACUGAGACACAGAUUAAGGUCAUCAACUGGGAGAGCACGCUGCAGGUGCCCCCUCAGGUCAAGCUGAGCCCUGAGGCCAUUGACAUAAUUGGCCGCCUCUGCUGCUCGGCAGAGGAGCGCCUGGGGGGAAAUGGCGCAGGUGAGAUCAAGGCCCACCCCUUCUUUGACCAGAUGGACUUCUCCAGCAACUUGCGGCAGCAGCCAGCCCCCUACAAGCCUAAGAUCGCUCACCCCAUGGACACAUCUAACUUCGACCCUGUGGAAGAGGAGGGCAGUCCAGGUGCGUGGAGUGACAGUGGGGACAGCACCCGGGCCUGGGACACACUGUGUUCUCCACACGGCAAGCACCCUGAGCACGCCUUCUACGAGUUCACCUUCCGCAGGUUCUUUGACGACAAUGGCUGCCCCUUCCGCUAUCCCAAACCACCCGAGGUCAGCCAAGCUCCGCCCAGCAGUGGGGGCAGGACCAGCAGCAUGGGCCCAGAUGAAGAGGAGGAGGAAGAGGAGGAGGAAGAAGAAGGGGAGGGGGAACAAGAGGAUGAUGAACAGGAAGAGGAGGAAGGGCAGGGGGAGGGAUGUGAGCCAGUAUAUGUCUAGAGCCCAAGACUAAUUGGCUUCAAUAGUGACUGGCAUGUUUUUGCUUCAAUCAACACUCGACACCUGACCUUUCCAACUGCUACUGCUCUCUGGAUGUGUGUGUGUCUUCUUACAUCUGUGUGUGAUUGUGUGUGUGUGUGUGUGUGUGUGUGUGUGUGUGUGUGUGUGUGUGUGUGUGUGUGUGUGUGUACUUAACAUAUCUGAAUUUGGGCUCUAGAGAGUGUGAGUGUAUGUUGUGAGAGCAGGGUGAGCUAACAUCUGCUUAACAGUUCAGACACCAUUGUUAGAAAUCCACAGUGUAUGUGGAUAUACUACAACAUGCAACUCCCUAAUCUGGGACCAAGAGACAAUGUGCUACAUGUGGCUGACUGGGUCGAGGACGAACAGUAUUCAGUGAUGAAGACAGACCGUGAUAUCUUACAACAGGUCAAAAGGAGUAGAUAGGUUAUGGAGUAGGAGUAGAUAAGGAUCUCAUGAUCACAGAGGGUUAAGUCUUCACACCAGUGACUGCCUGUGAUUCUUAACAGGGGGUUAGUGAGUGCUCCCGUUGUAUCCCAUUCCCUCCACCCUGGGUCUUACAGAUGACUGAAACACCUCCAUGGUAACCUUUUGACACAGGAAGUCCAUUGAAAGUCCUUCCUCUUCAACCUGAGCUGCUUUACACUCAGAUUGUUGGGACAUGCAAUGUGAAGAGAGGAACCAGUUUACGGCUUUUGCAAACAGGGUGAACUUAUCGGGGUGUGCAGAGUCCAGUGUUCAUAGAGUGCACAGGGAACUUGUUAAAUUGUAAUCACACCUCUCACUGCGAUUUAAGAUAAAGCUAAAUAAGCUACAAUGUACACGCAUGCACACAUUCACCCACAUACCUUUUUGACUGUACUUCAUGUCCUCUAUCACGAAGACUGAACAGAAGGUUGGCCUUUGCAGGCGUUAUCCCCUUAUUUUUUACCUUUUGGGUGUUGCUUUAAAUGUCAUUUUGGGGUUUGGUGAAGAUAAUUUUAGAUUUGAUUGGAGUCACAAUUACCCUUCAAUCAGGAAUCUAUCUGGAUUGGCCACACAGCAAUAAGUUCAAUGCUGCCAUCUAGGGGUAUGAGAGAGAGCAUGUGUGUGUCCCUUUCAAAAUCAGCUGGGUUUAACUUGUAAAAAAAUGUCAUUGCCAUAUAACCAUGUCAAAGUUACUUUUUUUUAAUUAAUUGUUUACUUGGAGCCCUCUCCCUUCAUUUUGUGACGACUUCAUUGUUUUGUUCUGUUGUGAUGUUCGAAACCGAUGGCGUGCUACAGUUAUCUUUCCUGCCUCAGAGGUUGUUGUUACAUAUAAUGUGUUUAUUAAAUGGGUCCUGUUAUUCAUCCUCUACCUUAACAGUGGUAGAUCUGCCGACCCACCAUUUCAGAACUCGCCAUUUUGAGAAAUAAGAAAUACAGGUCCCUCAUAACACACACAGAUAAACCCAAACAAGUGUUGAACACAAACAUUCAGUGUUACCGAUGUUCUUAGGAGUUAAAUUGCUCACAUGGCGAACACAUCCAUUGUAACUUAAACCAGCCUCAGCUGCAUCACUGAGACGGUCAUGGCCAUGCACAACAGAACCAUGAAAGCCACGUGCUCUUACAGCAACAGGACGUGAUAGUAUGAUUACGUGCAAUACGAAAUAAGAACACACAAAUAUAGUUUUCUUAAUGCUUAAAAUCGUUUCAAACAUCUAGUGCUGAAAUGCGCUAUGUACAAAUAUAUCAGUUUUUAUAAAUAUAUAUUUCCUUACAGUUACAACAUGACCCAAUGCUGCUUAUUAUUGAGGUUAAUAUUAUUUACAUUAUGAUUGUUAUUAUCUUUAUUAUAUGUGUACUUGUUUCCUUUUAUUGUGCCUAACAAAGUGUUUGAUUGUAAAGUGUGUUUGGUUUGGGAAGUGAAGAACUAUGUGCCUUUUCUAGUUGAAUGUUGGAGCGUGCGUCCGCCGCUUAUUGACAAUGAUGAUCAGUGUUUGCAGAAUGUUGAUGAAAGACUCUCCUCCUCCUGCAGCCAGGCUGGUCCUGGCUGCAGGAGGAGGAGAGAGGGAGCGAGUCAGAAAGAAAUGGAGGGGGAGGGAGAGAGAGAGAGAGAAAUCAAAGCAAUGAGGAGAGGGAGGCAGGGUUGCUUUUCAUGAGAUGAAAAAAUUAAAAUGAAUGACUUGAUUUCUCUAUUUUACAAGACUGCUUAAAGUUAAAAUUUGACAGAGUGUUUGGUACAUUUUAUGAUUUUGUUGUUGAUGUUAAUUUAUCCUAAGUGAACACAAGUUUAUUUGAAUGUUGCUACACUUGUGCUUACAGACCUAUGCCAUGUCCUCUAUUGGAGUGCUGCCACCCAAGCAGGCUAUGCUUUUAUAAUCACCCAAGACUAUUUUUUGCUUAUUGACAAUCAGCCGACAUUAUUGUUUUUUUUUGGUUUUUUUUUUUUUUUUUGCCAAACAUCAAAAUAUUCCAACAGUAUUCUUUAUUUGGCUUUUAUGACUGGGAGGUUAAGGAAGUGAGGAGUCUGUUUGUUCUGCCACUGAUGAUUCAAGACGAUGUUACAGGCAGGAGGUGAACAAAUCUAAACAUCAGUCAGACUUGUUACACCUAAGCCCCCCCCCCCCGUUUUUCACUGUAUUCAAAUUUCAAAUCCCUUGUUUUUCCUCUCUAAAUGUGCCUUGUGUCCUCUAGGUGAGGCACGUAAACUCACCUAUCACCUUCCUAUCGUUUUUUUUUUUUCAUCCAGGGAAAGAUGACUGAUGUUUUCUCUUUGUUUGUGUCCCAGCACUAUCUAAAUUCAUGUUCAUACUGUGACAUUAACACUCGCACCUGACAGCUGUCCAGUACAAUCACAGACUCCCUCUGUUUGUGGCUUUGCGGCGCCACUGUUUGUAGUUGCUGGUUCAGUGCCUUGCUCUAGGGUUGGAGGAGAGUUGUGUUUUUUCAUUAUUCCCACCACAGUUUUUUUUCCCAGCUGAAAAAGAGAUUCAGAAAGGUGCUUUUUUUUCACUUGCAAGACUGUUUCUCUAGUAUCCAUGUUACAACUGGCCCCACCCCAUCCUAAACUACAAAUACAAGGGUUAAAAAGACACCCUCUCCAGUCCACAUUUACCAGGAUAGACAUCUUUAAAAAAAAAAAAAGGCUUUAUAUGAGAAACUUCUCUGAAGCAAUUCUCUGGGGUGUGUGAGUGCUACAAAAUGUGUGAGAUGUUUCCUGGAUGUUUUUUGUUUAUUUUAUUUUAUUUUUGUUUUUGUUUUACUGUUUCUAAGGUUAAAGAGUGAUGACUGACAAUCUUUGACUAACUUUAUAUGCUUCAGUCUGAUUUCCUAAUGGGACUUCCUUAUUUGUGUAUCCUUUUUCAUUUUGUAUUUUUACUCAAGGGAGCUUCUGAGAUCAUUGGUGCUCCUUAAUGUAUGAUACAAUUCUGUUACUCUUGAACUUGUAUUUAUACAGAUAUACCUAUUUUUUUGUAUCUUUUUGUUGGUUUCUUCCCCUUUUACCCCGUGCUAAUGUUCAAACAACCAUGUCUGCGCAGUAUUAUAGAUGAUGUAAUUUGGACAACUUUAUCUCUUUUUUACAUUUAUGUAUGAAUUGAGAAAUUGUAAAAAUGCUUUCACUGUCUUCACAUGUAAAAUAUAUGUAUAAAUUAAAUUAACCAACUUUGACGGUGUGGGGUUUUUUUUCUAUAAAGAAUGUAUGUGGUGUGACAACAAGUAGGUGUAUGUGGGCUACA
Lampris incognitus (smalleye Pacific opah) is the source of this 7959-nucleotide messenger RNA. It is a transcript of the gene lats2, whose product is annotated as large tumor suppressor kinase 2. The coding region runs from base 674 to 4240 and encodes 1188 amino acids. Gene Ontology annotation, molecular function: protein serine/threonine kinase activity; ATP binding; protein binding. Gene Ontology annotation, biological process: regulation of organ growth; peptidyl-serine phosphorylation; hippo signaling. The record is from RefSeq and is a predicted model, not a curated record. NCBI's taxonomy places the organism in Eukaryota, Metazoa, Chordata, Actinopteri, Lampriformes, Lampridae. The transcript has 9 exons. Gene Ontology annotation, cellular component: nucleus; spindle pole.